AUGUGCGAAUUUCCACCAUUCAUUAGUGAUUCUUUUUUCUUUUCUCAAAUGACAAGUUUUAUGAAUUCCGUUGAGCGUAGUGUUUCACCAUCAAAUAAAUUUGUUCACUCUGACAUUGUUACACAAUUAAACAAACCAUUUGUUAUUAUUAAUAUUGGUUCUCCAAAACCACACACUUUUCUUUUUCCUGGAGUGACAUUGUUUGAUACUGCUGUUGACGUGAUAAGUAAAUAUUAUAAAGCCAAAGGAACAUUAUUCUUUCAUUCAAUACCUCUUUCUAAUUGUUCACUAACAUUAAAUCAAAUGUAUAUUUUACCUUCAGAUCGUUUUGAAUUUAGAACAGAAAAUAACUCUACUUUCUCAAAAGAAAUUAAUGAAUUUUCAAAUGAAUAUGGUAUUUCUCCUCAAAAAGUUCAAAAGUAUAUUGACAAAGGUAUAAUUACAGAGUCAAUGUUAAUCAGUAAAGAAAGCUCUAAUAAUGAAAAGUUACUGGCUGACAAAUCUCUUAAAAGGUUUAAAGAAAAUCCUUUUCUUCUUCCAGAAAUAAAUAAUAUUGAUUAUAUUAAACAAUCAUUUCCGAAUUAUGUUAAUGCUAUGUUACGCUAUGUUUAUGACGGUAUUAAAAUUGAUCAAUAUCUUUAUACUGUUAGAUUUAUUCCUGUACUUUUUAGAGAUACUAAACAAAAUGUUUUUGAUUAUAUCAACGUUGAUAAUAUAUUAACUUUACCUGGAUGUUUGAUAGUUCUUCCAACAUUAAUCGAAUGUCUAAACACUUCAAAAAAACUUGAUGAUAAAGCAUAUUUUAUUAAUAGGGAAUUAGUUUCAACACUUUGUGAAACAUUAAAUUUUGUUAUUUCUAAUUCUAGUACAUCAGAAGUUGAAAUUCUUCAAAUAUCAUUAUAUUCCUUACUUAUUUAUGUUAUUUCGUUAUUACUUAAUUUUCAAAUUCCUACUAUUUACUCAUCAUCAUCUGUUUACUUUUCAACACCACUUUCAUUACUUUUCACACCUGAUAAUUACUUAAAUAUUUAUAAAUGUUUAGAUUCACCUCAACCAAGAGAAAUGCAAGACUCAUCUUAUUGCUAUCUUAUUCGUACACACCAGCCUCAGGAACAGAUCGCUAAAAUACUUACUCAUCUUGAAAGUCCAAUUUUAAGAAUUUUACUAUUAGAAGAUAAUCCAAUUUAUAAUAUUCAGUCAUACCUCCCCUCAAUAAAAUCAGAGAUUGAUAAAAUAGAUUAUUGCAGUGGAUUUUGUUUCUUUCAACCAAACUCAACAAUCGUAUCAUCAUUUUUAUACGCAUUUAUGUCGACUGAGCUUAUCACAAAUAAACCUGAAGGUUCAAUUCAAUUAGUUAGUGAAGGGUUAAAAGAAUUACAACAAACACUUAAUAAUAAUCCGAUUCAAAUAAUUAGUGUAGGGUAUUUUAGUUCAUUAUUUAAACAGCUACAAACAAAAGAAUAUGAGUUAGAUGAUGUAGAAGAACCUAAAACAAAUAGUGCGUUAAAUUUGAUCUCUUGUUUAGAACUAUUUCUAGAAUGGGUUCGAGGUACAAAGUAUAUUAGUAAUUUUGCAUUAUACUCAUCGCUUAAUCCUUCAACCCAUCUUAUACCAGAAAAAUCACAAAUAAAAUAUGCAUUAUUAGUACAUCAAAAUACUAGUUUUUCUUCAUUCAUCGAAAGAGAGAUUAUCCCUAAAGACUACUUUAUUGUUGGAGUGAUGCCAAAUAUUUCUGAAGAAUUUCCGCUUCAAUUCACAAAUGAUGGGUGCAAAUAUCAAUUAAAUUCUGGUAUAUUUGGAGAAGGAGAUACAUAUCGUGCUGUUAUCCGAAAGAACGGACAGUAUAUUGUUUGUGAAAAUAAUUUACAAGUAAAAGUAAGUGAAUUGGAAUUAAAAUUAGCGUUAUCUGGAAUGUCAUCAUUUACACCACGAAUUUUGAUUUAUAGAAAAUUACCGUUAUUUAAUAUUCCAAGAUUUCCAUAUCCAUUAUCAUAUAUUCCGUUAAUGAAAGAAGUCACUAUAAAUCAAGGAGAUAUUUAUCUCUUAAGAGAUAUGGAGCAAUGUUAUAAAAAUGUUAAUAAACAAGAUGCAUAUCGUUAUUUAAAGAAAAGGUUAUUAAAUGAAAUUAAUCCAUUUGAGUAUCUCGAUAAUAUUGAUUGGUGUGCUGAUGACGCAAAAUUAUUUAGAAAAUUUCUUAGAGAAGCAACAAUAAAAAAUCCAAAAAAUGCAUUGCCAUUAUUUAAACUAAAACUUCUACAAACUAAUAACCCAGAGGUAUUAAAUGAUAUUACUGAUAUUGCUGCUUCUUCUAUUCCAAAAUUAUCCUAUCAAUGUAUAGGGUCAGAGUUAUUAGAAUCUAUUUUAUCAAUCCCGUCUUCAAAAUCUUUUGAAAGGUCAGAGUCAAUAAUUCCAUUUACAAGAUUUCUUCGAGUAUUUUUACCAUACACACUAGUUAAUAGAGAAGAGGGAAAUCCAUUUAGACACCCAAAUCCUAUAGAAAUUAAUUCAAUUGAUCUAAAUAUUAAUGUCUUAAAAAUGAUGCUAUUAAGAGAUGAGAAAGAUGCAUCUGUUAUUCUUAAUUAUUUAUCCUGGAAUAAUACAAUGUGGACAGAAAAUAUAUUAUCAAUGCUUGAAACAGAAAUAUUAGAUGUUUUUAAUUCAAGCGUAUAUAUCCAUUAUGCAUGGGAGAUGUUUGGAUUAGAAGAUAAUUUAAAAAGUAAAAGAGUAGAGUGGUUAAAAAAGAAAAUACAAGGUUUUGAAAUUAAUUGUUUUGAAAUUGCUGGAAUUAUAGUUGAAGUUGUUGGUGGAAAUAAAGACGUAUUACAAAAUUGUCGAAGUAUAAUAUUAAAAGAACUUCUUAAUAAAUGUCCAAGUGCUAAUAAAUUAAAACAAAUGAAUUAUAAAAUGAUGAUAGAAAAUAAAGACUCAAAAGAAUUUAAUGACUUUAAAGACACUCGAAUUUUCAAAACACUUAUCAAAUGUUUAGGUAUGAUUAAUAAAAUGGAACAAGAUUUCCAAUCACCUGUUUGUCUUGAACGAAGUAUUAAUAAAAUGGCAUGUGUUCAACUUCAAGCAAUUCAGUUAAAUAAACAAAUUAAUAAUAAAGAAUAA
This is a messenger RNA of Entamoeba dispar SAW760, 3111 nucleotides long. RefSeq lists its product as uncharacterized. The transcript has a single exon. The record is from RefSeq and is a predicted model, not a curated record. The coding region runs from base 1 to 3111 and encodes 1036 amino acids. Lineage: Eukaryota; Evosea; Mastigamoebida; Endamoebidae.